AUGCUAUUCUCCUUUCACGCUGUCGAAGCAGCAUGCGGAGACCCUCCUGGCUGGCCAACACCUUCCUGGUCACCACAUGGCUCAGUCGAGUCAAUGAAGAGAAAUGGACCCACCAAGGCAAUCUUGUCUCUGACAGCUCCUGGUGCCAUUAUUUCUGACACGGAUGGGGGCAGACGGGCUCUGGCCCGCAAGGCAAAUGAAUAUGCCGCUAGCUUGCGUGAUAAAGAUCCAGGCAAGUGGGGUUUCUUCGCAGCCCUGCCAUGUCUGUUAGAUGUUGAGGUCACGCUAGCGGACAUCAGAUACGCGCUCGACAUGCUUGACGUGGAAGGCGUUACUAUAUUCACAAGAUACGGACCUUCAAACCACUAUUUGGGCCACCAGGACUUCAAGCCAAUCUGGGCGGAGCUGAAUGUCAGGUGGGCGGUGAUUUUCAUCCACCCAACUCAUCCAGCCGACACUACAUGGGUUUGCCUCCUCCUUCCACAACCCACUAUUAAUUAUCCUCAUGAGAUGACUCGGAAGGUAGUGGACUUGUUCAUCACAAACACGAAAAUGAGAUAUCCUGACUCCAAGGUAAUCUUAUCUCAUGCGAGAGGAACUCUCCCAUACCUGAUCUCUCAAAUUUCUACAGUAUUUUGCGAAGCCACUGCAUUUCGGGCUUAUGGGAAGACGUUAGCAGAGAUGAUAGAGGAUUUCCAGUUCUUCUACUUCGAUCUAGGUCUCUCAAGGUCGCCAGCUAUGCUGAAGCUUGUUUUGAACAUGAUUCCAUACAAUCACUUGCUUUACGGUAAGGUCCAGAGCUCUCAAACAUGCAUCUAA
Penicillium manginii is the source of this 819-nucleotide messenger RNA. Its product is annotated as amidohydrolase family protein. The transcript has a single exon. Gene Ontology annotation, biological process: secondary metabolic process. Gene Ontology annotation, cellular component: cytosol; cytoplasm. The record is from RefSeq and is a predicted model, not a curated record. NCBI's taxonomy places the organism in Eukaryota, Fungi, Ascomycota, Eurotiomycetes, Eurotiales, Aspergillaceae. Gene Ontology annotation, molecular function: carboxy-lyase activity; hydrolase activity. The coding region runs from base 1 to 819 and encodes 272 amino acids.